GCCGCCUGAGCUCCGCGGGGCCGCCGCUCUCCCCGCGCGGAUUUUCCGCCCGCGGCGCCGCCGGGAUCCGCGCCGCUCUGCGCGCCCGCGCACCCCCGGCCCGGACGCUGGACGCCAUGUUGUGGAAACUAGCCGAUAACGUCAAGUACGAGGAGGACUGCGAGGACCGGCACGAUGGGAGCAGCAACGGCAACCCGCGGCUGCCGCACCUCUCGGCCGUCAGCCAGCACCUCUACAGCCCGGCGCCGCCGCUCUCGCACUCGGGCGCCUCCGACUUCCAGCCGCCCUACUUCCCGCCGCCCUACCAGCCGCUGCCCUACUCCCAGUCCGGCGACCCCUACUCGCACCUCGGCGACCCCUUCGCCAUCAACCCGCUGCACCAGCCGCCGCCGCCGCCGCCCAGCCAGCAGCAGAGCGCCUGGCCCGGCCGGCAGAGCCAGGACCCCCCCGCGCUGGCGCCCCACGCGCGCCCCGGCCUCGUCCCGCACCUCUCGGCGCUGGAGGGCGGCGCGGCCGGCGGCCGCCGCGACACCUUCCGCCGCUCCGAGCUGCUGCUGCCGCACGGGCACGGGCUGGACGCCUCGGCGCUCGCCGACAACCUGGGGCUGCACGACGUGGCGCACCAGAUGGAGGAGGUGCAGAACGUGGAAGAUCAACACUUACUAAUGCACGACCAGACAGUCAUUAGAAAAGGUCCCAUUUCCUUAACGAAAAACAGCGCUCUGAGUCUGCCCUGCCAGAAGGACGGAUUAAUCGGAGUGGUCAUAAACCCCAACGAAGUGUUUUGCUCUGUUCCGGGGCGACUUUCCCUCCUGAGCUCCACGUCCAAGUACAAAGUGACGGUGGCCGAGGUCCAGAGAAGGCUCUCGCCCCCCGAGUGCCUCAACGCCUCCCUGCUGGGGGGGGUGCUCCGAAGAGCCAAAUCUAAAAAUGGUGGCAGAUCAUUAAGGGAAAAACUGGAUAAAAUUGGCUUGAAUCUUCCAGCUGGUAGAAGGAAAGCUGCAAAUGUGACAUUAUUGACAUCUUUGGUGGAAGGUGAAGCUGUGCAUCUUGCUCGUGACUUUGGUUAUGUGUGUGAGACAGAGUUUCCAUCCAAAGCAGUGGCCGAAUACUUAACUCGACCACACAUGGGCCGCAACGAGAUGGCCAACAGGAAGAACAUGCUUCUUGCUGCAAAGCAGAUCUGUAAGGAAUUCACGGACCUCCUCACUCAGGACAGAACUCCCCUGGGCAACACGCGCCCCAGCCCCAUCCUGGACCCUGGCAUCCAGGGCUGCUUGACUCACUUCAGCCUGAUCACACAUGGCUUUGGGAGCGCUGCCAUCUGUGCUGCCAUGACAUCCGUCCAGAACUACCUAAAUGAAGCAUUAAAAAUAGCAGACAAGACGUACAUGAACGCUGGCGACCAGAGCCCCGCGGAAAGCAACAAACCCCUGGAUAAAAUGGAUAAGCACAGGAAGUAAAAGCAGCGCGACCAGACUUUAAACUCUUCCUCCUAAACGCAGACUGGGAUCUUCUUGCUGGGGGGAAUGUAGAAAUUUGGUUACUUUUUUUUUUUAUUUUUUUAUUUUUAAAAGAAAGGAGCAAAAAAGAAAAAAAAAACCAUCUUAUUCAGGAUCUUCACUCCCCCUGGAUCCAUGAGACAAGUCUUUCUAAAAGCUGCAGUGUCCCUUAUCUGUGGAAGCAAUGACCAGAAGAUAAGUACGUGGUGCAAGUGUAUCAAAACCUUUUGCUGUAAAAGUGGUGCUAUAUAAGGGUUUUUGUUGGAAAUACUCAGAGAGAUAUAUUUAGAUUUUUUUCCACCUCUAAGUAUCCAGUGGUGACCAGCUUCGUGUAUAGUUUUUAAAAGACAGAUUUUAGAUGGGAGCCUAUUCAUUACCUGACAAAAUUUCAGGGUUUUAUUCUCUCUAAAUGCAACAGUAACAAUAAAGCAGUAUUAAACAAUGGUAUAUAGAUAUAUGUACAUUAAAAUUUUUUUAUAAACACCUGAAAAAGUAAGAUUAUUCUGUUCUUUGCUUUAUUUUCCAAUUACCAUAGGAGAGUACUAAAAUCCUGGCAGAUAUAAAAGUUAUCUGAUGGCAUCUGACAUGCUUAUUUUUAUGGAAAUAUUCAUGCUUUCAAAAACUGCAGUAAUGUUGUCUGCAGGGGGAUAUUAUCUUGAUAUAUUUUUAACAAGGAAUAGUUCAAAAUGAAAAUGCUUUUAGAAAAUGAAUUCUGUGUCUAAGGAUAUUGCAGCUUUAUUCACAUAUUUAUAUUGUGUCGUCUUUUUAAAUUGGGGGAGGAUGACAGGACUUGAAAAAAUAGGCACAUAACUUUUUUUUUUUUUUUGAACUUUUGUUUUUGCCUCUUAAGGCCAAAAAAAUAUUUCCAGGGAGGCUUUAUGUGUAUUAAGGGAAGCAGUGUGUUGAAUGUAAAUAUUUAUUUAUGUGUAAUUUAAUCGGAUUUGUAAAUAAUGGUGAACUUUUUAAUACUUUUUUUUAUAAAUGGGUUUCAAAUUUUAAUUUUGGUAAGUAUUUCAAAGGUAAUGGGUAAGCUGAACAUAUCUUUAGGUUUAUGCACAGGUAUGUUAUACAGGGUAUUUAAGACUUUUUUUUUAAAUAUCUCAAUUCUUGCCACUGAAGAUUAGAUUUAAUCUGAGGUGUUAUGUUCACAAAGCAAUAAUUUUGUGCAUCAUUCACCUGAUAACUGACUAGACAUGCGAACCGAGUGUGUGAGUUAGUGUGUAUGUGAAUAAUGGAGGUUCUCACCUAUCUUGACAUAUUUGUAAAUGUUCCCACUAUAAUUCUGAUGUAUAUGAUAACCAUAUAAUAAAAGUAUUCUGGAUAGAA
Messenger RNA from Dromaius novaehollandiae (emu), 2828 nucleotides. It is a transcript of the gene TFAP2C, whose product is annotated as transcription factor AP-2 gamma. Gene Ontology annotation, cellular component: nucleus. Gene Ontology annotation, biological process: regulation of cell population proliferation; anatomical structure development; regulation of transcription by RNA polymerase II. The transcript has 7 exons. Lineage: Eukaryota; Metazoa; Chordata; Aves; Casuariiformes; Dromaiidae. The record is from RefSeq and is a predicted model, not a curated record. Gene Ontology annotation, molecular function: DNA-binding transcription factor activity, RNA polymerase II-specific; RNA polymerase II transcription regulatory region sequence-specific DNA binding. The coding region runs from base 117 to 1463 and encodes 448 amino acids.